Varanus komodoensis (Komodo dragon) is the source of this 1298-nucleotide messenger RNA. It is a transcript of the gene NELFCD, whose product is annotated as negative elongation factor complex member C/D. The coding region runs from base 53 to 1288 and encodes 411 amino acids. The record is from RefSeq and is a predicted model, not a curated record. Gene Ontology annotation, cellular component: NELF complex; nucleus. NCBI's taxonomy places the organism in Eukaryota, Metazoa, Chordata, Lepidosauria, Squamata, Varanidae. Gene Ontology annotation, biological process: negative regulation of transcription elongation by RNA polymerase II. The transcript has 11 exons. Gene Ontology annotation, molecular function: RNA binding.
GCCUGGGCGCCUCCCGCGGCGGAGGGCUCGCGGCUCGCGGCGAGGCGCGUCCAUGGAGGAGCCCGACUACUUCGGGGGCAGCGCGGCGGAGUGGGGGGACGACGCCGACGGAGGGGCGCAAGAUGAUGAAUAUGGAGAAGAAGAUGAUGCUGAAGUCCAGCAGGAGUGUUUGCACAAAUUUUCCACCCGAGAUUAUAUCAUGGAGCCAUCCAUCUUUAAUACCUUAAAGAGGUAUUUCCAAGCAGGUGGCUCUCCAGAGAAUGUGAUCCAACUGCUAUCAGAGAACUACACUGCUGUAGCUCAGACGGUCAAUUUGUUGGCUGAGUGGCUCAUUCAAACAGGUGUUGAGCCAAUUCAAGUUCAGGAGACGGUGGAAAACCACUUAAAAAGCUUGCUCAUUAAACACUUUGAUCCUCGAAAAGCAGAUUCCAUUUUCACAGAGGAAGGAGAGACUCCAGCAUGGCUUGAGCAAAUGAUAGCACACACAACAUGGCGGGACCUUUUCUACAAAUUGGCGGAAGCUCAUCCAGACUGUCUCAUGCUGAACUUUACUGUCAAGCUUAUUUCUGAUGCUGGAUAUCAAGGGGAAAUAACCAGUGUAUCAACAGCAUGCCAGCAACUAGAAGUCUUUUCUCGAGUGCUACGUACCUCUUUGGCUACCAUUUUAGAUGGCGGGGCAGAAAACCUGGAGAAGAAUCUACCUGAGUUUGCUAAAAUGGUGUGCCACGGUGAACACACGUAUCUCUUUGCCCAGGCUAUAAUGUCCAUAUUAUCCCAGGAAGAGCAAGGGGGGUCUGCUGUGCGCAGGAUUGCUCAGGAGGUUCAGCGGUUUGCUCAUGAGAAAGGCCACGAUGCCAGUCAGAUCACGUUAGCCCUGGGAACUGCUGCAUCCUACCCACGCGCCUGCCAAGCCCUCGGUGCCAUGCUGUCAAAAGGAGCGCUGAACCCAGCAGAUAUCACAGUCCUCUUCAAAAUGUUCACAAGCAUGGACCCUCCCCCAGUGGAACUGAUUAGAGUUCCUGCUUUUCUUGAUCUCUUCAUGCUGUCACUAUUCAAGCCAGGGGCGAAGAUCAAUCAGGACCAUAAACACAAAUAUAUCCAUAUUUUGGCAUAUGCAGCUAGCGUUGUGGAAACAUGGAAAAAGAACAAGAGAGUAAGCAUCAAUAAAGAUGAGCUCAAGUCCACUUCAAAAGCAGUUGAAACUGUUCACAAUCUCUGCUGCAAUGAGAAUAAAGGUGCUUCUGAACUAGUAGCAGAACUGAGUACUCUGUACCAGUGCAUCAGGUAACAAGUAGUAG